AUGUUAAAUGAUAAUAUAAAUGAUGAUCACUCAAAUUUGUUUUCUUACAAAGAACCUGAAAUAAAUGAAGACAUAAAUUUAUUUCAAUCCAAUCAAGUACCAUGGUUUUAUCAUCUUAUACAUAUCUUACAAUUAAAAAAGGAUGAUUUUAUAAAUAUAAAGAAUUUUGUUGAAAAUGAGAAAAGUAGAGGAAAUGAAUAUAAUCAUGUAUUAAAUAUAAUUGAUUAUAAAACAUAUCAAGAUGAAAUUUUAAAAAUUAACAGUAACUCAAAAAAUACCUUAUCAGCUUACUUAUAUUCAUGCAAAUAUUUUUUAAGUCAGUAUUCUAAGAAUAUAGAAUCAAACAAAAACGUUCAUUUCGUUUUUGUAUUUGGGAAUAUAACAGCAGAUUUAGAUUCUGUUUGUUCUUCUAUUAUAUAUAGUUUUUUUUUAUAUAUAUGGUUUUGCUUAAAGAAGAAAGCAGAAAAGAAAAAGAAUAUUGAUGAAAUAAAGUUUUUUAUUCCUGUUAUUAAUAUUAAGAAGAAUGAUAUAAAGCUUAAAAUUUUGAUUACAUGGUGGUUAAGAAAAUCUGAAAUACUUAGCGAUGAAGAUGUUUUUGUUUUUCAAGAUGAUAUACAUUUAUUAGAAGUUUUGAAGCAUAAUAACAAAUAUGAUAUAUGUUUAGUUGACUUUAAUGACUUUGAAGUAAAUAAUAUAUAUAACAUAAAUAAUGUAAAAUCAAUAAUUGAUCACCAUAUGAUUAAAGAAGGAUCAGAAAAUAAAAGAAUAACAAAAUCAAUUUAUCCAAUUUAUAUCUGUAGUUGUAUGGUUAUCAUAGCAUAUUUAUAUAAAAAUUCAAGUGAAUUUCUUGGUAUACCUUUUAUUAAUAAAAAUAUGAUGUGGUUGAUAUAUGGAACUAUAUUAAGAGAUUCUAAUAAUUUCAUAAGAGAAGAUUUUGGUAAACGAUGGAUACAACCUGACUUAAACAUAUUUUUAUCUUUAAAAAAAUUUUAUAAAAUAUCAAAUAAAAUGGAUAUAUAUCUUACCUAUAAAUAUAAAUCUAUAAGAUUUUCUGUUGAUCUAAGAAAAUUUGGAAUAGAAAAUUUACUAUUCUGUGAUUAUAAAGAUUAUAAUUAUCAAGUCUCACAAAAAAAAAUAAAAAUAAGGAUUGCAUCUAUAGAUUUUAGUGUAGAUUUAUUAUUUUCUAAUGAAAAUGUGAAUCGUUUAAUUAAAGAAUUAUAUGAAUUAUGCGAAGAAAAUAACUUUUCUAUUUUCAUUUUUAUUGGAUCAUAUUUCAAUCAUUACAAGUUAAAUAAAGAUAUGGGUUUAUUUUUUUACAAAAAUGAUGUAAAUAAAGAUGAUUUAUUGGACACCUUGUUAACUAAUAAAGACAUAAAACUUUCCAACAAAAGUUUUAAAAAUAUAACGUAUAACAAUAAUUCCAAAACUGUUGAUAUUUUUCAAAUUAAUAAUCAAAAUUACUCAAGAAAAAAGUUAGAAUAUCUGUUAUAUGAAUUUUUUUUUUAA
Messenger RNA from Plasmodium gallinaceum, 1506 nucleotides. Its product is annotated as conserved Plasmodium protein, unknown function. Bases 1 to 1506 code for a protein of 501 amino acids. Gene Ontology annotation, molecular function: exopolyphosphatase activity. Gene Ontology annotation, cellular component: cytoplasm. The transcript is spliced from 15 exons. The record is from RefSeq and is a predicted model, not a curated record. Lineage: Eukaryota; Apicomplexa; Aconoidasida; Haemosporida; Plasmodiidae.